Messenger RNA from Musa acuminata AAA Group (dessert banana), 1601 nucleotides. Its product is annotated as reticulon-like protein B18. The record is from RefSeq and is a predicted model, not a curated record. Bases 84 to 1406 code for a protein of 440 amino acids. The transcript is spliced from 8 exons. NCBI's taxonomy places the organism in Eukaryota, Viridiplantae, Streptophyta, Magnoliopsida, Zingiberales, Musaceae.
AUGCAUUGAUUUAAGAACCAUCCCCUUCCAAAGACCACCCAUCUCACUUCCCCUACAUCCUCGCCUUGCUUUCCUCCGAUUCCAUGGAUUCUCCACCACCUUCUACACCGCCCUACACUCGGUCCUCCGCCGAGCCACGGCUUCGGAGCAAGCCCGCCUCCCGCCUUGCGCCCGCCUUGGACGGUGGCGAAGGCCACAAUGACACCCAGAUCGUCCCCUUCCUCGCCACCCCGCCGUCUAGAAAGAAGUCGCCACUGUCGGCAUCUCCGCUUCACCUCUCCUCCCAUAGUCCCGUUCCUCUCAAAGAUCUCCUCCUCCUCUCCCCUUCCCCUCGCCACAAGCCCAAAGGGCGGCUGGCUGUCGAGGAGAGCCUCGAGGUUGCGGCCGCGGGUGGGACUCCCCGCAGAAAGGGGAAGAGCAGAGCCGCCGCCGUCGCUGCGAUGGGGCUCAUGGGGUGCGCGUCGCCGAGGAACGCGCGGAGGGCCCGGAGGAGGCUGGAGAAGGAGAUCGUUAGGGAGGAGAGGGAAAUUGGCCCCGCGGAGGAUGACGGUGGGAGGGUGAGAAGGAGGAGGCAGAGUCGGUCCAAGGUGGCCAACAAGGAGAGGUUGAGCCUGCUCCCUUCGGUGCCUUCUUCUCCCGGCCCAGCAGCAGAAGUCGGCGGUAGCGACGGUCGCAGCAGCGUAGAUGGGUUACAGGAGCAGAUCAUCGAGCUUGUAAUGUGGAAGAAUGUCGCAAAAUCCACCCUUUGGUUUGGACUUGGCUCCAUGUUCUUUUUGUCUUCUUGUUUCUCCAAGGACUUCAGCUUCAGCAUCAUCUCUGCAAUGUCUCACCUGGGUGUCAUCAUUUUGGGCGUAGCCUUCUUUAAGGAUUCUGUUCCUCACAGGCAUCAGCUGAAGACGACAAGGAAACUCCAGCUAACAGAAGCCGACGUCGUCGGUGCCGCACAGGUCAUUCUGCCAGUGGCCAACGCCGCCCUCGCCAAGACCCAAGAAAUCUUCUGCGGCGAUCCACUGAGGACUCUGCAAGUUGCUCCCGUUCUUCUAUUUGGGGCCAUGUAUGGCCACCUGAUAACCCUGCGGAGACUCCUCGCAACCGGGUUUUUCUUGAGCUUUACUCUACCAAAACUCUGCUCCUGCUACUCACAGCAGAUACAUAACAAAGUUGAGAGUACGAUAAGUCGGGUUCAAGAAGCAUGGAGAUGUUGUCCGCGCAAGAAAUUAAUAGCGGCAUCAGCAGCCACAAUGUUCUGGAACUUGUUCGGUGUGAAGUCACGCAUCUUUGCAGCAUUUAUUUCACUGGUAAUACUUAGGUAUCACCAUCAGCAAGUAGAGGAUAAUGGAAAGAGAGAAAGGAAGGAAGAAGAGCAGCAGGAAGCAGAGUUACAACCAGAACAAGUGCAAAUGUGAAUUGAGUAGUUGCUGCAUUUCCCAGUGUUACAAAAAAUCUUUGUAUCAGAACCGUAACCUAUUGCUAACUCUUGGAAGAUUUAAGAGAGGCAUGUUAUCAUUGUGCUCAAGAACAACAUCUUAUUCCCAAAAGAGCUAUUUAUUGCCUGCUGCAUUAGAACAUCAUGAAGUUAAAUGCAUUCUUGAAUUGCUCUA